AUGGAAGUGGACUCUAAAGUUAUGGUAAAACAUAAAAUCUUUACUAAUUGUUAAUAGGCCUUUUUCUUGCAUUUUAGUCUGAAAACUGGAUUCUUAAAGUGGAAACCAGAUUAUGACAGUGCAGCUACUGAAUAUGGGAAGGCAGCUGUUGCUUUUAAGAAUGCCAAGCAGUUUGACCAGGCAAGGGAAGCCUGUUUACGGGAAGCCGAGGCACAUGAAAACAAUAAAGCUCUCUUCCAUGCUGCCAAAGCUUAUGAACAAGCUGGCAUGAUGCUAAAGGAGAUGCAGAGACUCCCUGAAGCAGUUCAGCUGAUCGAGAAAGCCAGUAUGAUGUACCUGGAGAACGGGACACCAGAUACAGCAGCUAUUGCACUGGAACGGGCUGGAAAGUUAAUAGAAAAUGUGAGCCCAGAGAAGGCUGUGCAGCUCUAUCAGCAAGCAGCAUCCGUGUUUGAAAAUGAAGAACGUUUACGGCAAGCUUUAGAAAUGCUAGGGAAGGCAUCAAGACUUCUAGUCAGAGGACGCAGAUUAGAUGAGGCUGCAUUGUCUCUCCAAAAGGAAAAAAGUAUUUAUAAGGAAAUUGAAAAUUACCCAACAUGCUAUAAGAAAACUAUUGCUCAAGUCUUAGUUCAUCUUCACAGAAAUGAUUAUGUUGCUGCAGAAAGAUGUGUGAGGGAAAGCUAUAGUAUACCAGGAUUUAAUGGAAGUGAAGACUGUGCAGCACUAGAGCAACUUUUAGAAGGGUAUGACCAGCAAGAUCAGGAUCAAGUUUCUGAAGUCUGUAAUUUGCCACUCUUCAAAUACAUGGACAAUGAUUAUGCCAAGCUUGGUCUUACCUUGGUGGUCCCCGGAGGUGGAAUCAAGAAGAAAUCGCCAAAUGCUGCACAAGACAAAGCAAGAGGACCAACCGCAGUGGGCUCUCAUGCUGAUGAGGAAGAGGAUGAAUAUUCUGGUGGACUAUGCUAGCUACAGACAUAAGUUGUCUUAAAUAUCUGACUUAUUUGUGAUGUUGAGCAUAUCCAAAGGUACCAGAUUUACCAGAGUUUCAUUGCAGUUGUGAUAUGGGAAUCCUGAUAUUAACUUGGCAACUUCUGGAUACAAUAUAGGAGAAAAAGCAUUAUUGUACCUAUCAUCUUGAAACAUCUUUGGACUUCAUUUCUUACCUGGUAGGAGCUUUGUCAGGGCCCUGCCUUCAGUUGACGGG
Messenger RNA from Nipponia nippon (crested ibis), 1204 nucleotides. The record is from RefSeq and is a predicted model, not a curated record. NCBI's taxonomy places the organism in Eukaryota, Metazoa, Chordata, Aves, Pelecaniformes, Threskiornithidae.